GUCUAAGCUUCAAACAUUGUCAUUCCAGACCAUUCGAACAAGAAAAAGCCACAUUCUGUGCGUCCACUACCCUUUGAAAGCUUAUUGCCGUUUCGCAGGGAAUAGAACUGUCUCUUGAAACGCACCGAGUCGAAGUCUUGGCACACUCCUGGUUUUGAGUCAUUGAGUCAUUGCCUUUUUUCUUAUCACAAUCCCAAAAUCCCAAAAUCCCACCUGUUGUCCACACGACAUUGAGACUCAACACAACGAUCCGCAAAUAUGGCGUCUACCAUCUAUAUUGACGAAGACAUCGGCCUUGAUGACGACACGGCAGUUGGAACUGAGGCUGCGCCUUACAAAACCCUGUUACAUGCCAUGAUCAAGGCUGAUGGCAGCUCCUCAACUUAUCUGACCCGCAAAUCAAUUACUGGUACGGUGGAAGAGGGUAGCGAUGCGUCGGCACGUCUGGAAUGGAAACCUGCAUCCAAGUCUGCCUUGAAGAAAGCCACCAACCUGUAUGAACAGCACAAGCGGAAACAAGUAAAGGCUUCUGAGCUAGCACUUCGCGAGAAUGCCGAGGCCGCCAAGCGACGACAAGUGCUAGAAGAUGCAAAGAAGAUCGUCAUCAAGGAGGAUGCCAGUCUCCCAGCACCGAUCAGAAUCAGACUUCAGGAGACCGACCCCGCAAAGAUCAAGCUGGGGACGGCCGACUCGAAGGGAACUCGUGUCCGGGUCUUGGGGUAUGUCCAUCAUCUUCGCUCUCAAAAGGACCUGAUCUUUAUCACUCUCCGCGACGGCUAUGGCCAGAUGCAAUGCAUUCUCAGCGGAGAAAUGAUCAAGACGUACGCAGCCAUGACCCUAACCCUGGAGACAUCCAUUGAGAUCCGGGGCGAACUCAAAGCCCUCCCACCCAAAGCACAUGCACCUCUUGACCGGGAGCUACACGCGGAUUUCUUCACCAUCAUUGGCGCCGCGGUGGGCGACAAGGACGCCAUCACCAACAAAGUGCAAGAAGGUGGCGACCCGCAAAACCUCCUCGACAACCGGCACUUAGUCAUUCGUGGCGACAUUGCCUCAUCAGUCCUGAAGGUCCGUCACUUUGUGGACCUGGCCUUCCGCAUGACCUUCCAAGAACUAGGCAUGACUUCAGUCUGUCCACCAGCCAUGGUGCAAACACAGGUCGAAGGCGGCGCCACACUAUUCGAAUUCAACUACUACGGCGAACCAGCCUAUCUCACUCAAUCCUCCCAGCUCUACCUCGAAACGGCACUUGCCUCGGUCGGCGACUGCUAUUGCAUGCGCCCGUCAUUCCGAGCAGAGAAAUCAUUGACGCGACGCCAUCUGUCCGAGUACGAGCACAUUGAAGGAGAACUCAACUUCAUUACCUUCCCCGACCUCCUCGCUCAUUUGGAAGACGUCAUCUGCAGCGUCGUGGACAAAUCCCUAGCCGACCCCGUCGUGGGCAAAUAUAUCCGCGAACUCAACCCCUCGUUCCAAAAACCAUCUCGACCAUUCCGACGCAUGCGCUACGCCGAAGCCAUCGAAUGGCUUGUGGAGAACGAUAUUCCCAAUGAAGACGGCGAGCCACACAAAUUUGGCGACGAUAUUGCCGAAGCCGCGGAACGAAGAAUGACCGAUAUUCUCAACGUGCCGAUUUUCCUCACCCAUUUCCCCGUCGAGAUCAAGGCCUUCUACAUGAAGAAAGACCCUGAAGAUCUUCGCGUUACCGAAAGUGUCGAUGUAUUGAUGCCUGGUGUUGGUGAGAUUGUCGGUGGUAGUAUGCGUAUCGACGACUACGAGGAGUUGAUGGCCGGCUACGCUCGUGAGGGUAUCGAUCCGAAGCCUUACUAUUGGUAUACCGACCAGAGACGUUACGGUACUACUCCUCACGGUGGUUACGGCUUGGGCCUCGAGCGUUUCCUCGCCUGGAUGACUGGCCGCUGGACUGUUAGAGAGUGUACCCUGUACCCGAGAUUUGCGUAUAGAUGCAGACCAUAGGUGGAUGACAAUGAUCAAUGAUGUGACGUGACGUGAAGUGAAGCAUUGCCAGGAAUGGAGGCGAGAAAGCACAGGGAGGGAUGGAUGAGUCAGUUGAUGACUCGGGUCAAGUCAAGUCAAGUUGGCUUUGGAUCUUGGGCAAAGAAUAGCAUUUCUAGAUUUCUUCAUGUCAUCCAAGCGUUAAAAUUACA
Messenger RNA from Exophiala mesophila, 2168 nucleotides. RefSeq names its product asparagine-tRNA ligase. The coding region runs from base 259 to 1977 and encodes 572 amino acids. Lineage: Eukaryota; Fungi; Ascomycota; Eurotiomycetes; Chaetothyriales; Herpotrichiellaceae. Gene Ontology annotation, molecular function: asparagine-tRNA ligase activity; nucleic acid binding; ATP binding. Gene Ontology annotation, cellular component: cytoplasm. Gene Ontology annotation, biological process: asparaginyl-tRNA aminoacylation. The transcript has a single exon. The record is from RefSeq and is a predicted model, not a curated record.